Messenger RNA from Rhododendron vialii, 459 nucleotides. RefSeq lists its product as uncharacterized. The record is from RefSeq and is a predicted model, not a curated record. The transcript has a single exon. The coding region runs from base 1 to 459 and encodes 152 amino acids. Lineage: Eukaryota; Viridiplantae; Streptophyta; Magnoliopsida; Ericales; Ericaceae. Gene Ontology annotation, molecular function: RNA-DNA hybrid ribonuclease activity; nucleic acid binding.
AUGAAUGUAACCAAGAUUAAUGUGGAUGCUGCUGUCUCUAGGAGUUCGAAUUCUAUUGGUAUAGGAGCAAUAGCUCGAGGUAAUGAUGGCAAGGUCCUUGGUAUCUUCUUGAGUAUUCACACUGGUAUUACUUCAUCAAGAAUUGCUGAGGCCAUGGCUAUUCGAGAUGGUUUGAAGCUAGGGAUUGAUCUUAAUCUUUCUAAAGUGGUUAUAGAAUCGAAUGCGGAGGCGAUAGUGAGGAAAUGUUCUACUUCUCUAGAUCCACCUAUUGAUAUAGCGGCAAUUAUUUUUGAUUGUUUAGCUCUGAAAGAAUUAUUUUCUUCCUGUGAGUUUGGUUUUGUUAAACGUGAUUGUAAUCGGGCUACACAUUGUUGUGCUCAAAAGGCUCUUUUGAAUGGGUGGUCCGGUAUGUGGACUUCCAUUUUGCCCCCAUGGGGUUCCCAACUGUCUGAUGUUUAG